This is a messenger RNA of Neohortaea acidophila, 2112 nucleotides long. RefSeq lists its product as uncharacterized. NCBI's taxonomy places the organism in Eukaryota, Fungi, Ascomycota, Dothideomycetes, Mycosphaerellales, Teratosphaeriaceae. The record is from RefSeq and is a predicted model, not a curated record. Bases 1 to 2112 code for a protein of 703 amino acids. The transcript has 2 exons.
AUGGCCGAGAGCACCGAGGCGGGCGAUGCCUCCAAUGCAGACAUCGAAGAGAGCGACACGCCCGUUCACCCGAUCCCGGCAAUGCAGGGCGCCUUCGAAGAGUCCAUCCUCGAAGCCGGCGGAGAACAAGAGGCGGUCCCAAACUCACCUAUCGAAGCCGAUGCGACCGUGAGGCGACACCACCUGCUCGAGUCCAAGCAGUUCGACGAGUCGUGGACGACCAGAUGGAAGCAAAGCCCAGCCGCCCAGCACCACCCCCUCACCAAGCUGAUGGCGCAGAUCAUCUUCGGCAUGCACCUCCUGCACCAACACCAAGCCAAGUCGGACAAGGAAGUCGUCAAGAUUCUGCAGACCCACGUCAACGAAGUCGACACCUUUCUCGAGCGCACGGCCGAGGACUUUGCCGUCGCGACCAAGGAUGUCGAGGACCGCAUCCGCUACCUGAAGCUGCCCAUGACGCAUUUGGACGUUUUUGAGAACAUGCUGGACAAUAAGAAAUUCCGAACGCAACUCCUGGCGGGCAACGAGAAGAUUGAGAAGAUCAUCGACCGCACCACACGAGCGCUGAACGCCGCGCUGUCCGAUGUCGAGCAAGGGGUGCUGGCGAACAAAGAGCUCGGGCGAUAUGUGAGGAAUGUGCAAGAGCAAGGCGCGCAGCACCAGCGUGCCAUUGUCGAUGUCUUCACCGCCAUGCAAGGGAACGAGCAAGGCUGGAAGAGAUAUUUGAAAGAUCUGCAAAUCAAAGGCAACACCUUGCGCCAGAUCCUGAUCCAGCUGCAACGUCUGAUUGCUGGAAUGUCAAGAAUGGCCGCUGCGGCAAGCCGACGCAACAAAACGCAGAGCAGCACCAUUAAUGCCGAAGCAAAAUCCGCUCCUUCCUCAUCGGCUGGCCCACGGUCGAAAUUCUCCCAGGGCUCGUCAUCGGACUUUCCUUCCGACCUCACUGCUCUUCCACAAAGACGCCCUUCGAAUCUCAACAAGCCGUUACCAGUCGAGCCUCCGCCCGUCCUCGCGACUUCAGCGCCGGCACAAGAUUCCGCAGCAAAGCCCCGCCACGUGCCGUUCGCCGAACGUUACGAGCGACCCCGACAAUCUCCUCCAGAACCCUCCUCUCCAGAAACAAUGCUUGCAGCUCCCAGACCGCGCCCCCGGACGGCACGAGAAGCACGCGCCGCAGAUUCAAGGACGACCACCCACGAACUGCUGCAAUUCUUCCGAGACGCCGAUCCUGGAGCCAGCAACUUCAAUCCUUUGCGAAGUAAUCCACCGAUUUCCUCGGAUCCCCUUCCACCCAGGGUUUCUGCUGAGCAGCCCAGCCUGGGCCGGAAAGCAAGCCACGGAACCAAUUUGAUCAUGGGCACUGUUUCGUUCAGCAAUGACGGGCGAAUCACCCGGUCGAAAGGCUCGGGCAUCCUCUCCAUUCCCAGUCCGCCAUCAGUCUCCGACAGUCACUCUCCACCCCAGGCAGCUGUCCAGAAACCAAGCAUCGACACAACAAGGAGCUUCCCAGCCACCAUCGACCAUGUCCCAGCCAUGCCACACGACGCAGUCGAAAGAAGAGCAGCAAUGAAAGACACCGGCUUCGCCCGCCGCCUCUCCAAACGCCUCAAACACCUCCCCCUCCCCACCCCUCUCUCCCCCUCCCCGCGCCCCUCCACAGCAGCAUCCACCAGCAGCCCCCCAACAUACAAACCAACCCUCCCCUCCUCCCAACCCAGCAAACCCCCCUCCACCUCUCCCUCGCCCGCCGACUCUGCGUACGGCUCCUGGCCAGGAGGCACAGGCACAGGCAACGCCUCGCCUUCAGCCCCGCACACCACCUCCGAUCCGCUAGCCAGCAUCACGCCUCGCCCCAUCCCCGUCCUGGCGCCUUUGCCUUCCGACCCAACGAGUUCUAUACCGCGCGUGUUGAAGGCGGAGAUGGCCGCCACCGCGACGGCCCCGGACGUGAGCAAAUUCCCGCCUCCCCCCGAUCCGACGAUUGCUGUCGAGGGGCGGAAGGAAAGUCUUGUCCCGCCUUCGAUGAAGAGUGCUGUUUCGGGCAAGAGUCGGGGGAAGAGUUUGAGGAAUGCGAUUAUGGGACGGUGGAGGAGGGGGGUGGACGUUGCGUAG